AUGGAACCCACCCGGGAGACCUGCCAGGAACCGCGGGGUGAGCCCGGGACGCGUGGGGGCGGGCUGGGGGAGCUCGGCACCAGCUGGGGGGCUCUGGCCGCACCACCUGUCUUAGCCGACUGGAGAGCUCGGCUCCCUGGUGCUAAGGUCAGUGGGUACUGGCUCUCCACAGGCCAGGAAGGUGGAGGCAAGCCCCUGGCGGCUGGGCUGAAGGAAGAACGGCUGCAGAGGUCAGCCCCCCACCCUCAGGAUGCCCCGAGUAAGGACCUGCCCCCCUCUUGUGAUGUCUCUGGGGAGAAGAAACCAUCAGAGGCCCCUGCAGCACUAACUGGGUUUGAUGCGGGGACAGCGUACCAGCCCCUCGGCUCAGGGGCUCUCCAGAAAGAUAGAACUCUGGUCCUGCCUAGACCGCAGCUUCAGGGGGAGGGUUGUUCCCUUCCGGGGAGAGAGGCCAAGCCAGGGAAGAGGCCCUACUCUCCGGGCUCUGGGAAGCAGAAGAAGCCUAUCGCCCUGGGUCCAGCCUCAACACCAUCUCCCAAUGUCACCAACUCACCCCGUGCCACACACAACCCAGUGCCUUGUGGGUCAAGCCAGGGGCCCUGCCACCUGGCCAACCUCCUCAGCACAGUGGCCCAGAACAGCCAAAACAUAGACCAGAAGAGGCCCCCGGAAGCCACCUGCCAAGCUCGGAAAAAGACUCGAACCCUAUACCGCUCAGACCAGCUGGAGGCGCUGGAAAGGAUAUUCCAAGAAGACCACUACCCUGACAGUGAUAAGCGCCGGGAGAUUGCCCAGACCGUGGGGGUCACCCCCCAGCGCAUCAUGGUAAAGGGGGCUGCGACGGGAGGGGGUGGAGGAGAAACCACCCUCUCUACCCCAUUUCUCAAGCUUUUCAAGUGUCUCUCCCUAUAGGUGUGGUUCCAGAAUCGCCGGGCUAAGUGGCGAAAAGUGGAGAAACUGAAUGAGAAGGAGAAUAAGGACCAUCCUGUAGGUCCUGCCCCCACUCCUGCCAGCAGCCAGUGCAGCUCUGUGGCUGAGCUGCCACCUACUAUGCCCAUGGACCCAGAGCCUGGCACUCUCCCUCAGGAGCCCCGUCUGGACAUUCUUCCAGAGCCUCCCAUGCUGCUGACAUCUGACCAGACUCUGGCCCCACCCCAACAGAGUGGGGGUGCUCAGAGGGUGGCAGUGACCCCACCACUCUUCAGCCCCCCACCUGUUCAAAGAGCCAACCCUCCUUUUCCCCUUGGCCCCGUCCACCCCCCACAACUGAUGCCUCUGCUGCUGGACAGUCUGGGCAGUGACAGCAGCCACAAGGAUGGCCCCUGUGCCUCCUGGGGGACAAGUGUCACACCGCCCCCCACCUGUGCAUACUUGGAAGAGCUGGAACCCCAGGAAUACCAAGCAGGCAACCAGCCAGGACUAUUCCAGUUCUCCCAGGCUCCACAGAGCCAGCUUUUCCAACAUCCUCAGCCCCAGUUUUCCUAUCUGCAUCCCUUCCCCUUCCCCAUGCCCAGUUCUCUGACACCUCCACUGCCAGAGGACUCUCUUUUUCCCCUGUCUUACGGCCCCAGUGGGGGUACAUCGCAGGGCUACUUUCCAGGCCCUCCCUCAGGGCAGAUCCUGCUCCAGCCGCCUGUUGGGAAUAUGGGUACAGUCCCCUGGAAUGACCCCUGCUUGCCAGACCUGCCUUUCCCGGGUCCCUUCUGUCCACAAGCUCUGGGGCACCCCCCAGGAGGGGAUGCUUACUUCCCGGAUCUGUUUCCGGCUCCCUAUGCUCAGGCCAUGAGCAGGCAGCCUUCUCCAGGGCCCAUCCAGCUGCCUGAAGGGGCCAGACCAGGAGUGGGGCCCUUACCCAGCCAGGCCCAAGACGAGCAGCCGACCACCUCUGUGGAGCAGCCCUCAGCACCUGAGGAGGUCCGAGAGGAAGACAACAGCCAUGGCCCCUAGUCCGGAGCUAUGGAGUGAAAAGAGACAGCUGGGUGGGAGCAGGCUGAGCACCACGAAGGCGAUGGCGGUUGAAGCGUUAGGAAAGACUGUGGACUCUCUGGGGUGGCAGUCAGACAUGUCCCCUGUGUGGGUUCCUCUGCUGGACACUGAGGUGAAAAGGAAGACGGCUGGCCUCAUCCUUCUCGCCACACCUCUCCAUGGCGGUCCUGGGAAAGAAGAGAUGGCCUGUGUUACUUCCGAACAUUGUAUCAGUUUAUGUUGUUUCGUUUCCUUGCUGGACAGAUGAGCCAGAGUGUUCACAGUCAGCAGUAAAUGAGUCUGCUCUUCGGUUCCUCUCUGUAAUUAUGUGUCUCCCAACUCGUUUUCCCCACUGCCUUCCACUCAGCUGACAGUUGUUGGUGAGGUCUCCCUGAGGCCGGAUCCCAUGGAGCCUCCGUCCUUCCUGGCCUGU
This is a messenger RNA of Rhinolophus ferrumequinum (greater horseshoe bat), 2398 nucleotides long. It is a transcript of the gene NOBOX, whose product is annotated as NOBOX oogenesis homeobox. Gene Ontology annotation, biological process: regulation of transcription by RNA polymerase II. Gene Ontology annotation, molecular function: RNA polymerase II cis-regulatory region sequence-specific DNA binding; DNA-binding transcription factor activity, RNA polymerase II-specific. The record is from RefSeq and is a predicted model, not a curated record. NCBI's taxonomy places the organism in Eukaryota, Metazoa, Chordata, Mammalia, Chiroptera, Rhinolophidae.